AUGGAUGAUGAUGAUGAUGAUGAUGCCAUGAUAAUGCCGUCUUCAAAAUUCACAAACAUUAAAAAAAGAAGUGAAGCCGAGAAUGAAUCAACCACAAGUAACUUUAAUGCCACAGACCCAAGAAUAACUGUCAAGCCUAUUGAAAUUUCAAAAACAACAAACAAUGACCAUAAAAUAUCUUUUGAUCUCACAGACUCUGAUUCAGAAUUAACAGAUGCCUCGGCAACUUGUAGAAAAACUUUGGAAAGACUUAAAUCUAGUAUAAUUAAUUUAGAAGCUUCAACAUCAAAGACAUUUAAAGAUAGUACAUUGUUCAAAAGAAUCUGUUCCUUCGAGCCCAGAUUCAGAAUUAUUGAAACCAGCUUUUGACUAUGAUCACACUCAGAGUACCACUACCAGUAAUAAAAAAGGGAAUUUCUCAGAGACAGUUGUGAAUAAAAGUAAGGAUUGUCAUAUUGUCGAUUCUGGUGUGGAAAUGGUGAGGGGAUUUAAAGGGAGUUCAGGAUCAAUACAAGAUGAAGAAGAUGUUCAUUUGGAUGAACCUGUAAAGAAGAAAAAGAGAACAAGGGAACAGGUUGAGGAAAGGAAGCGAGAAUUAGCUAUGGUAGGUGGGCCUAGACCAGGGGAAUUCUUUUGUAAGCAAUUUUUUGGCUUAUACAAGGGGGUUUAUAUAUGGAGAGGGGGGGGGGCUUCUACAUGGACAAUCUUUUGUGUUAGUAAUAAACAAGUCAGUCAUAAACAGAAAAUAAACAUGUAUUAAUAACAUGCUUUGAUUAACAUGGUAAGCUAUAAAGACAAUGACAAUGUUUUUAAAUAGAUAAAAAUACAUUUUUCAUACAACAUUUGUUGCAUCUGACAUUACAAAAUUGCCGACCCGGGAUGUUGACAAGUCUGCAUUUAGGUUUGCAGGGCUGCAAAUUACUGUCAGACAUCGGACAAUGUCCGACUAAAUUUGGCAAAUGUCCGAGCAAAAGUAAUUUUGAUCGGACAUUGGUCAGAUCACAAAAAAAAAUUGUCACACACAUUUUUUUGCUGUGACAAAAUCCGAUUGCAAAUUCACUCAAUUUGCAUUUUGCAAUAAGGCAUUCUAGCAUUUUACUUAACGUUGCGCCAGAAUGGCUAUACAUACUUGUCUCGUGCCUUAUAUAUAUCUUGUGACAUAUAUAUGUCCGACCAAAUUUAGUGAUGUUGGUUUUUGUCCGACCAAAUUCAAGUUAUGUCCGACCAAAAUUAAAAGUGAUCGGACAAAUGUCCUGUCAAGUCAAAUAUUUAUUUGCAGCCCUGGGUUUGCAUUGCCGAAUGCGGACCUAGCUUGUUUUCAAGGGCUGCUUUAUAUGAACAAAAGGAAUGUACGUAUGAUUCUAUAUUACAUACAGUGAAUGUUUGACAAAACAAUUUUAGUUAAAGAAAGCAGCGAAAGAGAAGGAAAGGCAAGAGAAACUCGAGGAAAAGAAACGACAGAAAGAAGGUCGGGCAGCUGCCAUGCAAGAAAAGAAAUUGCAAAAAGAAAAAGAUCAGCUUCAGAAGAAGGUACCAGAUCAACCCAACAGUUCAAUGAUUGCAAACUUUUAA
This is a messenger RNA of Paramuricea clavata, 1572 nucleotides long. The record is from the annotation of a GenBank genome assembly. Lineage: Eukaryota; Metazoa; Cnidaria; Anthozoa; Malacalcyonacea; Plexauridae.